UAUCUUUACGAUCGAUUCGUGCAUGCCCUGUCUGGCCGCGCCGGCAAAAAACGGUUUGGCAACGUGGCACGUGAAUAAAGUGAGUUCGCGACGACGACGUCGACGACGACGACGACGGCGACGUUGGUGAAGAGAGGAGACGGAACGAGAAAAAACGAAGGAAAGAAGAACGGCCGAUCCGACAGCAUCGUCGUCGAGCUUCUUCAUCUUGACACACCGCACGGAACCUUCGAUCGCGAGUCGGCGACGAGUCGCUGAACAGGAGGGAGGUGUGUGUGUCUGUCUGUGCGCGUGCGAGGAAGGGAGAGGGAGAGAGGCUGCUGCCACAGCCGCCGUCCGUCUGCGUGUGCGCUCGAGAGGUUAGAAACGCCACAAGGGGGAACAUGGAUCUGCUUUGCUGCGAGACCACAGAGACAGAAUGCAGAGCCUACGCUGAUCCCGCUUUAUUUGGUGACGACCGUGUGCUGCAGAACCUGCUGAAAACCGAGGAGAGAUACGCGCCGAGCAGUUCUUACUUUGAGUGUGUGCAGAGGGACAUCUCGCCGCUCAUGCGCAAAAUCGUCGCGGAGUGGAUGUUAGAGGUAUGCGAGGAGCAGAAGUGCCAGGAGGAGGUCUUUCCCCUCUCGAUGAACUACGUCGACAGGUUCCUCUCGAUCUGCCCGAUCAGGAAGUCGCAGCUGCAGCUGCUAGGAACCGCCUGCCUGCUUCUCGCCUCGAAACUGCGAGAACCGUCCCCGCUCGCCGCGGAGGUGCUCGUUUUCCACACGGACAACUCCAUCACCCUGGAUGACUUAUGGAGGUGGGAACAGCUGGUAGUUUCGAAGCUGAAAUGGGAAUUAUCCGCGGUGACGCCCGGUGACUUCCUGAUGCACAUCUUGAGCAGACUGCCAAUGCCACGUACCUGGGACCCGGUGAUGGUCAGGAGGCACGCGCAGACCUUCAUCGCCCUCAGUGCCAGAGAGUACAAAUUCUCGAUGUACACGCCGAGCAUGAUCGCGGCUGCGAGCGUAGCGGCGGCCCUCCACGGUCUCGAUUGGACUGGGAAAAGCGGUUACGGGCUGGCCGGUCUCCUCGACGAGCUUACUCGCAUCACGGCUAUCGAACAGGACUACCUUCAAGGCUGCCUGGAGCAGAUCGAGGAGAUGGUGUCGCAGGCGCACGUGGGCGCGGACGGGGGUAACGGUCGCCAGGUGAUGACCGGCGGUUCCGUGACGGGGGGCACCCAGAGGCCUCUGGGGGACGAGAUGACCAGCCAGGAGAAGAUCCUGGAACACGAGAAGGCGGGCACGCCGACCGACGUGAGGGACGUCCAUUUUUGAGAGACGCCGCUGAGGGAAACUCUGGCCAGGGUGACUCUCUGCUGAGCCUAGAGGCCGUGGACGAACGUUUAGCCAGCAGCGACGACGACGCUGAUGGGACAACCGCGGCCACGAAGAGGACGAAGCUAAACGAAGGUGUAGAAGAACGAGGAGAAAGCUGAAGAAA
Molecule: messenger RNA, 1485 nt
Organism: Dufourea novaeangliae
Lineage: Eukaryota; Metazoa; Arthropoda; Insecta; Hymenoptera; Halictidae
Gene: CycD
Product: G1/S-specific cyclin-D2
Exons: 5
Coding region: 384-1319 (311 amino acids)
Biological process (GO): regulation of cyclin-dependent protein serine/threonine kinase activity; positive regulation of G1/S transition of mitotic cell cycle; mitotic cell cycle phase transition
Cellular component (GO): cytoplasm; cyclin-dependent protein kinase holoenzyme complex; nucleus
Molecular function (GO): cyclin-dependent protein serine/threonine kinase regulator activity
Source: RefSeq, a predicted model, not a curated record